Molecule: messenger RNA, 3330 nt
Organism: Sardina pilchardus (European sardine)
Lineage: Eukaryota; Metazoa; Chordata; Actinopteri; Clupeiformes; Clupeidae
Gene: osbpl2a
Product: oxysterol binding protein-like 2a
Exons: 14
Coding region: 749-2152 (467 amino acids)
Cellular component (GO): plasma membrane; perinuclear endoplasmic reticulum; intracellular membrane-bounded organelle
Molecular function (GO): cholesterol binding
Source: RefSeq, a predicted model, not a curated record
AGAUUUAAAACAAAACAAAACAAAAAGCAUGCCAAUGUGUUUGCAAGACCGUUUGAUGAUAUAUUUGCUCUUCUCCCUAAUGUAGUCUGACCAGCUUUUUCAAUUGUUCACUGUUAAAUAGAUUGUUGUAUUUUUUUUAUUUGUAUGUCACUUUGGACAAAAACAUCCGCCAAAUCCCAUAACCAUAACAACGAUGAAGUGAUCACCGAAACACUGCAGAAUGCUGUGAGAAAGCGCGUCGUCAUGGUUACUGCCCCUGUUGGGUGUGUUUCUUGCGUUUCCGUUUUCAUUUGGUUUUCCUCCUCUUCAAGGUCUUAUCAGCCUCCACAUGCCUGCCAUGACUGAUUUACUCUGGCACUGUAAGGCUAUGGUGGUUUGACCUGCCUGCGAAAGUCCACAGAAAAACAACAUUAUGCAACCGGGAAGCCUCUGUUCUGGAAUUGAUUUUAAUUUCAGCGAUGAUGGUGAAAGGCAAAGUAGUUCAGGCCACAGGAAACUAAGACUAAAGCUCAGAGAGUUUUCAAAGACACAGUGGUAGCUAGUUCUUGCUGUCUUACCCUGUACCUUGCUGGCCCGCAGGUUUCAGCCAGAGCCGGUGAGCACCAGCUGGGGGAAGCCUGAGCGAGUGAGCAAGAGAGAGGGAGAGAGAGAGAGAGAGAGAGAGCGAGCAGUCGUGGUCGUGGUCGUGUGUCCGUCCCCAGGAGCAAUGCCCUCUGAGUGACACUGGCAGCCCAUCGAACCGCUCAGCAUGAACAGCGAGGAGGAGUUCUAUGACGCGGAGACAGGACUGGAAUCGGACGACUCCUGUGAGGUCAGCUUUAAAGAUGCGCUUGUGUAUGAGGGCAAACAGACCUCCAAUGGCAGUGCACUUUCAGAGAAUGGGGUAUGGGAGAGGAGGACGACUCUCCCAGCACCCAUGUUUGCCAGAAAUAAUUUCAGCGUUUGGGGCUUCCUGAAGAAAUGCAUUGGCAUGGAGCUGUCAAAGAUCACAAUGCCCAUCAUCUUUAAUGAGCCAUUGAGCUUUCUGCAGCGCCUCUCCGAGUACAUGGAGCACACAUACCUCAUCCACAAGGCUUGCACUUUGUCAGACUCCAUAGACCGCAUGCAGCUGGUAGCUGCCUUUGCGGUCUCAGCAGUGGCAUCGCAGUGGGACAGAACUGGAAAGCCCUUCAACCCUCUACUGGGGGAGACCUACGAGCUCGUAAGGGAGGAUGAGGGGUACCGUCUGAUUUCGGAGCAAGUCAGUCACCACCCCCCUAUUAGUGCCUUCCAUGCACAGUCCCUCAACCAGGACUUUGAGUUCCACGGAUCCAUCUACCCCAAACUCAAGUUCUGGGGCAAGAGUGUGGAGGCCGAGCCCAAAGGCACCAUGACUUUAGAGCUGCUCAAACACAGGGAGGUGUACACUUGGACAAACCCCUUCUGUUGUGUGCACAACGUCAUUCUGGGUAAACUCUGGAUCGAGCAGUAUGGCACGGUGGAGAUUGUGAAUCACAGCACUGGGGAUAAAUGUGUUCUGAACUUCAAGCCGUGCGGCAUGUUUGGGAAGGAACUGCACAGAGUGGAGGGGCACAUCCAGGACAAGAGUAAGAAGAAGCGACGGAUAUUAUAUGGCAAGUGGACAGAGUGUUUGUAUUGUGUGGAGCCAAAAGUGUAUGAGGCCAACAAGAAAGCAGAGAAGAAAUCGGGAGGAGAUUCCAAGAAACACAAACAGGAGCAGAGUGCAGGAGGCGACGAUGCUGAUGAGAUGCCUGAGCUUCAGGAGACCGUCACCAUGAUUCCAGGAAGUACCCUGCUGUGGAGGAUAGCACCACGACCUGCACACUCAACUCAGAUGUACAACUUCACCAACUUCGCCAUGUCUCUGAACGAGCUGGAACCUGGCAUGGAAAAGGUGCUGGCACCUACUGACUGUCGUCUUCGCCCCGACGUCCGAGCCAUGGAGAACGGAGACAUCGACACGGCAAGUACAGAGAAGGAGAGACUGGAGGAGAAACAGAGAGCGUCACGAAAGGAGCGAGCGAAAGAUGAAGAGGAUUGGUCUAACAGGUGGUUUCACCAGGGCACCAACCCCCAUACUGGUGCCCAGGACUGGAUCUACGUUGGCGGUUACUUCGACAGGAAGUUCACCGACUGCCCGACGAUCUACUGAUGAGGGCUGAGGGAGAGAGAGAGAGAGAGAGAGAGAAAGGGAGAGGAUGGUUUUGUUUGAGCCUCUGUGUGGCCCUCUCUCAGUGUCUCUCUCUUGCCUUCUGGACUCAUAUCAUAUCCCCUCUGCUCUAAUCUCUCCUUACACUAUCUACAUACUUUUUUAAAUGAUCCAAUAGAAUGUGAGAUUUGAAAUUUAACGGUUUACUGAACUGACAUAACCUCUCAUCUCUUUCAAGUGACUCUUGAACUGGAACCUGGAAACUCUGUAUUUUUGUUUAACGUUUCUUUUUAUUAGGUUUGUUAAGGUUUUAUUUUAUUUUUAAAAUUUUCUUGUCUGCAGUUUUAUACAACAGGGGUUUAUUUGCCAUUUGUGAUUGUUUAUGAUGACCAUGCUUCAACCCCCCUCCACCCCAGCACUUUUUUCCUCUUGUAGGAUUUGCUUCAGUCAGGUGCUUGUUUUAUUGGAUGCAGGUUGUGUCACUUGGAACAGGACGAAAUCCUCUCAAAAUACUGUGACAUUUUGGAAUUCUAAACACUUUCUAACCAGGUUUCAGUCACUGAGAAGAAAACAAACUAUGAUAUUUAUGAUAGAAUCGUGAAGCUAUUUAAACUUUCAAACAAAUGCUAAUAUUUGUAUCAUGUGUAUGGUAUGUAAUACCAUUUUUUUUCCACUAACCUGACCUCUGUGAUGGUAGGCAGUAGGCUUUCAGAAUGAUGGCAGUGAUGGUUGGCAAGAUGUGGUUGGCUCACAACAAUCGGCAAUCGGUUAAAACAUUUCACUUUAGCUUAAGUGAUAUUUGCCUGAGAAAUCCAAUCGACUCAAGCCAAGAUAGACCGGCGUCUCACCAUGAGCGCUACUAGCCCCGGCACAGCCUAUCAGAGGGGUUGCUGUACUUUUUCAGCUCAUCGUCAUGAGAGUGACCGUAGGACAGUCUCAGGUCAAAAUCUCUAACCGAAUCUCAGUGACCUUGAGAGGGUUGACCUCUGCCGACAUUUUAAACAUGUAUGUACAUGGUUGUCGCAUGCAUGCUUAACUAUGUUCCAGAGGGUUUUUUUUCUUUUGGUUUUACGACUAGAAUUCAGAAAUAUGAAAGCUGCUUCUAAUAAUGUUUACUUCCUCAGUAAAGGUUUAUAAAUGAUUUAAGAUGAAUGAAUUAACAUGAAUAUUUGAAGAGCUUA